CGAUGACUGGCGCUCACUCUCCGCGGGAAUGAUCUGAUCUGACGGCUGCGGAGAGUCAGCGGUGCUCUGUGAAGUCAUGGCCGCUCAGUGUGAACCCUUAAGCGGAUACUUACAGCAGUCCGAUCCGGGCUCCAACAGCGAGCGCAGCGCGGAUUCCCCUCUGCCCGUGUCUGAGGAUGACUCCAGCGGCCCCACGGCGCCUCCGGACCCCGAGUGGACCGAGGAGAGGUUUCGAGUGGACCGGAAAAAACUGGAGAUCAUGCUAUUAGCUGCCACGGAGGGGCGAGUCAACGGAGGUGAGGACUUCUUUCAAAAGGUCAUGGAGGAGACAGAUACUCAGAUUGCAUGGCCUUCCAAGCUAAAGAUCGGUGCUAAGUCAAAGAAAGAUCCACAUAUCAAAGUUAGCGGUAAGAGAGACAAUGUGAAAGAAGCCAAGGAGAAGAUCAUGUCUGUCCUGGACACAAAGAGCAAUCGCGUGACUCUAAAGAUGGACGUCUCACAUACCGAGCAUUCACAUGUCAUCGGCAAAGGGGGAAACAAUAUCAAGAAGGUGAUGGAGGACACGGGCUGUCACAUCCACUUCCCCGACUCCAACCGCAACAACCAGGCUGAGAAGAGCAACCAGGUGUCCAUAGCCGGCCAGCCAGGAGGAGUGGAGGCCGCCAGAGCCCGAAUUCGGGAGUUACUUCCUUUGGUGUUGAUGUUCGAGCUGCCAGUCAUAGUACAGCUGAACCCUGACCCCAGCUCUCCUGCCAUCCAGCACAUCUCCCAGACGUACAACAUCUCUGUGGCCUUCAAACAAAGGUCCAGACUCUAUGGAGCAACAGGAGUAGUGCGGGGCUCACAGAAUAAUGCUGCAGCCGUGAAGAGGGGCACAGCGGUGUUACUGGAGCACCUCACGGGCAACCUGGCCAGCGCCAUCACGGUCAGCACGCAGCUUGACAUCGCACCCCAGCACCACCUCUUCAUGAUGGGCCGCAACGGCAGCAACAUCAAGCACAUCAUGCAGCGCGCAGGAGCGCAGGUCCACUUCCCAGACCCCAACUGUCCACAGAAGAAAUCCACCGUCUAUGUGCAGGGAACCAUUGACUCUGUGUGUCUGGCUCGCCAGUACCUGAUGGAGUUACUUCCUUUGGUGUUGAUGUUCGAGCUGCCAGUCAUAGUACAGCUGAACCCUGACCCCAGCUCUCCUGCCAUCCAGCACAUCUCCCAGACGUACAACAUCUCUGUGGCCUUCAAACAAAGGUCCAGACUCUAUGGAGCAACAGGAGUAGUGCGGGGCUCACAGAAUAAUGCUGCAGCCGUGAAGAGGGGCACAGCGGUAUUACUGGAGCACCUCACAGGCAACCUGGCCAGCGCCAUCACGGUCAGCACACAGCUUGACAUCGCACCCCAGCACCACCUCUUCAUGAUGGGCCGCAACGGCAGCAACAUCAAGCACAUCAUGCAGCGCGCAGGAGCGCAGGUCCACUUCCCAGACCCCAACUGUCCACAGAAGAAAUCCACCGUCUAUGUGCAGGGAACCAUUGACUCUGUGUGUCUGGCUCGCCAGUACCUGAUGGGCUGCCUGCCACUGGUGCUGAUGUUUGAUAUCAAAGAGGACAUCGAGGUGGAACCGCAGUGCAUUACUUCCCUAAUGGAACAGCUUGAUGUGUUCAUUAGUGUCAAACCCAAACCCAAGCAACCCAGCAAGAGGCCAAAUGUACUGAUUAUACCAACACUAGAUGAGUUUUUGGACUCGUUUUCUCACUCUGUUUUCUCUGAAUCUGAGCACAGUCUGCUGGGACCUAUGACAGCCUCCAUGACAGGACCCUCCACCAACUCCCUUCUCAACGCUCUCAACAGCUCCAUCAGUCCAUUACAGACAUCCACCUCUGGAACACCCAGCCCCAAUCUCUGGCCCAACUCACUGGCCAGUCCUGCCAGCACUUCUGGUUUCUCAUCACCCUUGAUGAUCCACCCAGCCACCCAGGCCACUCUAACUAGCAUCUUGCUGUCAGGGGUGCCAAGCUACACCCAGAACACUCCGUCCCCUCCACCUGGCCUCGCCCCCAUAGACGCCCAAGUCAACAGAGUAUCAGACUGCAGUAAAGCCGUGUCCCCCCUUAGUAGCAAACAACCCAGCACCAUGUACAGCAGAAUGUCUCUGGCAGAUAAAGUUCUGACCGCAGCUCAUGGCGACUCUGUGCAGGAAGCCAGUCCCCACUGCCCUUCUGAACCGCUGUCCAGCAAGUCCAGCCAAGACCGAGGAUCGGAUACGUUUGUGGAGGUGGGCAUGCCUCGAAGCCCCUCUCACUCGGGAAACAGCAAUGAACUGAAGCAGAUGUUGACGUCUUGUAAGACGACGUCAGGAAAGAGGCAAGCCCUGGAGCUGCUACAGGGCACCAAGCACUCCCUCCUACAUUCAGACUGUCUGUUGUCAGACUCUGACUCCAGCGCCUCGGAGAGUCCGGUGGCUGAUAAACGCGCUCCAGGCAGUGAAAGAGCAGCCGAACGGGCCGCUCUGCAGAAUUCAGACAGAAUCCGCCUGCCGCCCCAAUCCUCCUUCUCCAGCAUGCAGGCGUUCGACUACGAGCAAAAGAAGUUAUUGGCAACCAAAGCCAUGUUAAAGAAGCCAGUGGUGACGGAGGUCCGAACCCCUACUAACACGUGGAGCGGUCUGGGCUUCUCAAAGUCUAUGCCUGCAGAAACUAUUAAGGAGUUGCGCCGGGCAAACCAUGUGUCUUAUAAACCUACCAUGUCAACUACAUAUGAGGGGUCGCCUCUAGCCCUGUCCCGCUCCAACAGUAGAGAGGGGGUGGCAAGUGGCAGUGACUCGGAUAACUGGAGGGAAAGGAAUGGGAGCGGGCUCCCAGUACACAGCGACUUCCCCUCUCCCAUCAGCCCCAAAAGGAAGCAGAACAAAACAGAGCACUACCUAAGCAGCAGCAACUACAUGGACUGCAUCUCGUCGGUGAUGGGAACUAACGGCUGUAAUCUCAACACAUCUUUCAAAGGAUCAGAUCUGCCUGAGCUCUUCAGUAAACUUGGCCUCGGGAAAUAUACCGACGUCUUCCAACAGCAGGAGAUUGACCUUCAGACGUUCCUCACGCUGACCGAUCAGGACCUGAAAGAGCUCGGCAUCACUACUUUUGGAGCCCGCAGGAAAAUGCUGCUGGCCAUUUCAGAGCUGAACAAGAACCGAAGGAAGCUCUUUGAGCCACCCAACAUCCGCUCCUCGUUCCUGGAAGGGGGUGCCAGUGGUCGACUGCCACGCCAGUUCCACACAGACAUUGCCAGUGUGAGCGGGCGCUGGUGAGCCCAUGCCAAUGCACCAACGGACAGCCUGAAACUGCACAAAUUCCCAUUCCCAACUCCAACCUGAUAUACAGUACUGGACCAAAACCCGGACCUUCUGAAACUAUGCCAAAUAAACAAAGUCUAUGGAUCAGAGGUUAAGGGUCAAAGAACUGUUGAAUAUUAUAUGCAGUAUGGUACAUUAUGCAAUAUGGUACUCAUGUUACAAUGAAGGAAAUGCAGUGAAUGAUCAUUGGAGCUCCUGCACUGUGCUUGUAUAUGGAGCAGGCAGAUUUUAUUUAUAUGCUUGUCUUAGGCUUCGACAUACUAAUUCUUUGCACUUUAAAAAAUGCUAAAUAUUUUGUCCAUGGACAGAUUCACCUGACUAGAUGCGCCUGGAUUUUAUUUAAAGCACUUAAAUGGAUAUCAAGCCAAAGAGUUCUGAACAAAUUAUCCAUAAGGGAAGCUUAUCUCAUCCCACGGCUGCAUUACAGUGAAAUCACCAGCCUGUUGUUAUUACUUAUGGAUCUUAGUCAGAGUAGACAUCAUAUUGCAUUUGACAGAAAUGAAAUGGAGUGUACGUCUAUCCCUCACAGGCUUGUUUUCAUUCAGGUCAAAUUAAAAUAGUCUACCCUGACUGAAUUCCACAGUACAUUGUCUAUACAGUAUUUCUAAACCUAUAAAUACGAAAAAUCUACAUUAUUUUAGUAUAUGACUUUAGUUCUUCUAUGGAACUCAAAAGAAGAUACUUCGAGGAAUGUUUCAGCUGUUUUUGUCCAUACAGUGAAAGUUAAUUGAGUGCACUAGUUGGUUCUAGAAGUAUUUUUGUCAUUAAUUUUUUU
Sinocyclocheilus grahami is the source of this 4118-nucleotide messenger RNA. RefSeq names its product protein bicaudal C homolog 1-A. Gene Ontology annotation, molecular function: RNA binding; protein binding. The transcript has 23 exons. The coding region runs from base 77 to 3298 and encodes 1073 amino acids. NCBI's taxonomy places the organism in Eukaryota, Metazoa, Chordata, Actinopteri, Cypriniformes, Cyprinidae. Gene Ontology annotation, cellular component: cytoplasm. The record is from RefSeq and is a predicted model, not a curated record.